Molecule: messenger RNA, 3042 nt
Organism: Ruditapes philippinarum (Manila clam)
Lineage: Eukaryota; Metazoa; Mollusca; Bivalvia; Venerida; Veneridae
Exons: 5
Source: RefSeq, a predicted model, not a curated record
AUUGUCAUUUAACAAUGUGAUGAUGUUAACUCAGUAAGACGGAGUUAACAAUGGCUUCCUAUAGCCCGAAGCUUUCAGAAAAGAAAUACAAUAACUGGGUUAAAGCUCAGUUAGCAUUGUUGUUUACUAAAGACGGACUUGAACCUUUUGUGUGUCAUGAAGUUCAAGAAUUCCAGUUAAAAUGUUUAGAUGAUAUUUGGUACAGCAAUGGAUUGAUGAGUGGAACUUUGUGUUCAAAUUGCUGUACGGAAAAUGUUAUCAAAUGUCCAACAAAUAAAAUAUGCAAUGUUGGACGUGGAAAAUGCAGUUAUCAUCGAAAUGCUGUAACAAAGUAUAAACCUGCCGGCUGCCCUAACAAAAUAUGUCAUAAUUUUGCAACAGAGAUACAGAAUGCACAUAGGUAUUAUGGUCCAUCGUACAAAAACACUGAUGCUACCCAGUGGUGUACUAAUUUCUGGGAAGUGGUGAAAUGCUUUAUGCCCCCAGAUGGGUAUAAAGAUAAAGCAUCUGCAACAGAAACAGACUUCAAUGGUAUAAUCAGCGUUAUACUCAAUUACAAAGACUUCCAGGGUAAAAUAUACGAAAACCUCAAUAAUAAGACGAAUAUGUUUGAGGAGGCAAGAGAAAUUGGAAGAAAAGUGCGACAUUCAUCAACACUUGAAGUAGAGGAUAAAGAUCUUCAGAAAUACUUCAAACUUUUACAGAAACUUCUUUCUGAUCAAGGGUAUUUAGCUACAGACACGCAUGCUCAGAAUGCUAAACAAAAACUGACAGAGUUAGAAAAUGACACUUUAGUCAUUGGUAAAGAUGAUAUAAGAAAAGUACUAGACGAUGUGGCAAAAGUAAUACAGGACAAGAUGAAGGCUGGAUUAGAUCAGCAAUAUGACAGAAUUAAACUAGAUAUGAUAAAAAGAAAACAAGAAGAUUUCCAGUCUCUUCAGUCACAAAUCGCUGAGGGAGUGACACAAUUAAAGGAUGGAUCUGAUGCUUCUGUUAAAAGACUAAAUGAAGAAGGGGACAAAGAAGUUGGGAAAAUUCAUGAACAAGGAGAAAAAAGACGAGCAGACCUGGCUGAAUUAGGAGAAACGAUACACAAAAGACUGAAAACAGCAAGUAAAGACGAGAAAGAAAAACAAUAUAUUGAAUUUAAACAAAAACUGAAGGUUGAACUUAUAACAUGGUACAACACCAAUCAGAGUACAGUUCCUCUUUCACCACUCACAGAUGAUUCACAUACCCCACUAGCUGGGUUCUACAUUAUGCCAGAUAUUGACAUACAGACGAAUCUUCCAGGUGGUAGGAAAGAAACAACAAGAGUCAAGUCGUUACAGGACUUGUUUACACCCAGAAAAAAGGUUUCACAGGAAAUAUAUUUAUCAGCGGUCGCUGGAUUUGGGAAAACAUCUUUUUCAAAAUAUCUCGCUAUAACAUGGUGUCAAGCCCAUAAAAAGGAUGAAAAUUAUAAGCAUUUUAAAGAAAAAGAAUUAGAGGCUUUAUCUGGCUUUGAGUUUUUGUUUCUAGUGAUUUUAAGAGAUUCAGCUAAAUUCUGUGAUGUCGACGACAUGAUUGAACAACAAGUCAUACAAUAUCUACCGUGCUCAUCUUCAAUGCCGAAAGAGUUUUUGAAGGGCCUUUUAAGUUCUAUUUUACGUGAUGAAAAAUGUCUUGUUAUAUUAGAUGGACUAGAUGAAUGGAGUCAUCCUGACAACGAUUGUACAAAACUUCCUAAAAGUAUUCCACAUCGAUAUACACGUGAAAAGUGUGUGAUUCUGACAACGACCCGGCCAUGGAAGCUUGGAGUCUCAAAUUUGAAGACUUAUCAAAUAGACAAAACAGUGGAGCUAGUUAAACUAGAUAAACACAAUGUAAGGCAGUUUAACUUAAACGCAAUUAAAAUAUUAAAAGGCAAAAUUGAAGAAGAAAAACUGAACUAUGAAGUUUGUAGAUUUGAAAAGGAAAUUAGAAACCAUGACCUUGAGGAUAUGGAAUCUACCCCUCUCCUGUUACUCUAUCUUAUAUGUUUAUGGAUUGCAAAAAUUCCAAUAGGUAAUUCCGCAGCAGAAUUAUAUACAGGCAUUAUUCAGCUCCUUUUAUCUAGAACAGAAAAGUUACAUGGAACGUUUCAUUCUUCGUGCAAAACUUGUCUGAGUAACAUCCCUGAAUGUUUCAGAAAACAUAAACAUUUUUCUCGUUACUACACGUUUCUGGUGACCAUUGGGAAACUGGCUUUUUAUACAUUGUUCAGCAAGAAAAAGGAGCACACAUUAGUUUUUGAUGAAAAUGUUGCUGAAAACUAUCUCAACCAAGAAGAUUUGAAAUCAAGCUGUCUAGCAGGAAUAUUAUCAGAAAGUAAAGUGAAAACAUUAAUAAAUGAAAGUUCUAAAAUCUCAUUUUCACAUAAAACAGUGCAAGAAUUCUUUUCAGCAAUAUUUAUAAGCUUUCAAAAUACAAAGGAAGUUCAGAAAAUCAUCUUUGAAGAGUGCAACUGUUUACAAAAUAUUCUAGACAUGUCAAAAGUGUUUGUCUUCAUUAGUUACAUGAACCCUAAAUUAUUGUCUACAAUAUCAAGUGAUUUGAUGCCUGUGAUAAACAAUGAUGACAAAGUAAGCAAAUACAGAACUAUGACAUAUCAUGAUCGCAUGAACAAAUUGGGAUUGAUCGAGAUACCAGUGUCACAAUUAAACAUGGAUGUAUCGUUGUUAGAGAGAUGUACUGUAGCUAAAUUAUAUAAACCUGGUGUUAUGUCAUCUUAUCUCAGUCAACUAUCAGCAGCCAGUAAACUACAAACAUUUGAGUGUGGUCGUCUAGAAUCUGCCAGUGACAUAGAAUCAAUGUUACAAACAAUAUCAUUGUUGCAUCAUUUGAAAGAUGUUGUGUUGUAUGAAAUCAAUCUAGGUGAAAGAUCAUUAACACUGUCACCUCAAAUGAUCAAUAUUGAACGUGUUCUCUUGUUGUAUAUAACAAUGUCUUGUUCAGUGUUACAUGAUCUCAUUACUGUUAUAAACAACCUUCCACAUACAGUGGAAGUUUAUAUGAGAAAUU